This is a messenger RNA of Charadrius vociferus (killdeer), 669 nucleotides long. It is a transcript of the gene SLX9, whose product is annotated as family with sequence similarity 207, member A. Gene Ontology annotation, cellular component: preribosome, small subunit precursor; 90S preribosome; nucleolus. Gene Ontology annotation, biological process: maturation of SSU-rRNA from tricistronic rRNA transcript (SSU-rRNA, 5.8S rRNA, LSU-rRNA). The record is from RefSeq and is a predicted model, not a curated record. The transcript is spliced from 6 exons. Lineage: Eukaryota; Metazoa; Chordata; Aves; Charadriiformes; Charadriidae. The coding region runs from base 1 to 669 and encodes 222 amino acids.
AUGCAGGACAGAGUCCCGGGGCUGAGCUGGGACCCAGGGACCUGCCCAAGGUCACAGCCUGUCCCCUGGAGCCAGCAGAGAUCGUGCUUCAUGGGAGCAAAGGAGGGAUCCCCUAUUGCCACCAGCCCUGUGGUGACUCAGGACUGGGACUUCUCAUCUUCUGGUGUCUUUUCUGGGCUGAAGAUUGACCCUGAUACUCUAGUAAAGAAGCUUGACUUGGACUCCAGAAGCAUCAUUUCCUCCAGAACAGGUUUAGAAGAAAAAACAGUUCUUUCCAAAAAAGAAAAAAUGAAGCUGCGUAAAGAAAGAUGGCUACAGAAAAUAGAAAGUGUGAAGCUAGCCAAACAGAAGCAAAAAACUGAAGCAAAGCGGAAAGCAACACCUGUGGUGGGAGACAUGCAGCCGUUGAUGGAAGCCCUACCUGAGCUCUCCGACCUGACCACAAGUGGCAGGGGCAGGAAGCCACCCAAGAGCCAUGUAAAAGCAAAGGCAGAACCAGCAGACUUCUGUCUGAUGAAACAAGCUCAGAAGUGCCAGCUCUUAGAGGAGGAAGUGGCUCGGUUUCAUGAGGUCAUCACCAAUCCCAGAUACAGAGCCAACCCCCUCAUGACCAUCAGCGAGCAUCUCUCCAAGAGGCUGAGGCAGCAGGAAGAAAGUAAACCCCUCUAG